UGACAAGGGGGGAGAGGGAGAGAAAGAGAGGAAGAACAGUGUGCAAAGCAGGAGAAACAGUCUUGUGUUCGUUACUCGUUUUUCAACCACACAUCGUAACAGAAAAAAAUUUUCGCGUAGUGUAAAAAAGAAAAAACUAUUUUUUAUAAAAUUAUAUAUUAAAAAAAAAAAAAGGAAUAGAAAAGACGCGGAGCGCCCUCACAGCUGUAAAACGACAAAAUAGAGGGCGAGUGAGGCGAUUGUCUCUCAUUGUGAAAGAUAGGUGGAAGGGGAACACAUGAGUGUGAGAGAGAAAGAAAGAUGGAGAGUGGCCUCCCCUACCCACCCGCCUCUGGCCCUCCGAACUACCCACGGAUCUAACGAACGUUGAGCAGCGUAGCGUCUAGAUCGCAUCCCAAGUAGCGUGUUAGUUUUCUUCUCCCGCGCGCGUUUUUCGUGAAAUAGAAAAAAUUGUGAUAAAAGUGCUUUGUGUUUGAAAAUUGUGUUUUUCCCGUAUCACGAAACACAUGCGAGAAACACGCGGAUGUGUGCCGAAAUAGUUGUGUGUGUUUUUUUGGUGUGUGUGUGUGGGCACGUUUGAAACGUGCGUUCCUUCGUUUCCUGCCCCCACCCCCCAUAACCCCCCUCUAACCCCUCUCGUGACGCCUGCGAGAGAGAGUGACAGACGAAGAUAGGAACGCGUGUGACAUGUCGGAACACCACCGCGUUGCCGGUGGCUGGGGCAACAGCCCCGGGAACAAUCGUGAGGAAGCUUCCGGUGGUUCGGCCGCGGCAGCAGCAGCUGCAUGGUGGCCUGGACUCAGUGAUCCACAGCAACAACAAAAUCUUCAUCAACAUUUAUUAAAUCAACAACAACAGCUAUCACAACAACAGCAGCAGCAACAACAACAACAACAGCAGCAACAUCAUCAGGAUAUUGUGAGUAGUACGGCGGCGGCUGCUGCAACACAGCAACUCUUCUCCUACAAGAUGGCCUCCAGUUUUCAAAACCCCGCUACCACUGGCAGUUUGUCCAACUCGGUGUCCACCUCAACCCCGGCGGCGGGUUCCUGUAUGAAGAGCGGUGGCGGCGGUGGUUAUGACUAUAGCAGACUUGGGGCACCCGGCAACGUACCGGUUAGCGCAUCCUCGGCGCCACCCGGCGUUCAGUGGUGGUAUUCAGGUGGAGUCAUGGACGCUACGACUCAGAAUAAUAUGCAUCAACAACAAUUGCAACAGGGACAACAGCACAACAUACCCAUUACCACGCAAACCUCAACAAUUCCGGUUAUGCCACCGGUAGGUUCGGGGAACGCGUGGCUUUUGCAUCAGCUGCAGCAAGUAACGCAACAACAGAAUAAUCUUCAGGCAAAUAACGCGCAUAUUUUACUACAAGACAAAAUAAUGCCAAGAGGAGGAAAAACAGUGAAACCAAGGGGAAGAAUGACCGCUUACGCUUUUUUCGUUCAGACUUGUCGUCAGGAGCACAAGAAAAAACAUCCCGAGGAAAAUAUUGUUUUCCAGGAAUUUUCAAAAAAAUGCGCAUCGAGAUGGAAGACAAUGUCCGAUAAGGAAAAGAAGCGUUUCCAUGAGAUGGCAGAAAAGGACAAGAAGAGAUACGAUGCGGAAAUGCAAAAUUAUAUACCACCUAAAGGCGAAAAAAUAACAGGCAGAGGCAAAAAACGCAGGCAAAUCAAGGAUCCCAAUGCGCCUAAGAGAUCCUUAUCGGCUUUCUUCUGGUUCUGCAAUGAUGAGCGUGCAAAGGUGAAGAUGAUUAAUCCCGAAUACGGUGUUGGUGAUAUCGCUAAAGAAUUAGGAAAACGAUGGUCUGAUGCCGGUCCAGAGUUGAAAUGCAAAUAUGAGGCUUUGUCAGAAAAGGACAAGGCUCGAUAUGAAAGGGAAAUGACAGAGUACAAAAAGAAAAUGAAGGACGGUGGACCGAUCGCAGGUGCGCCGGAUUUAGCGAAAAAGGAAAGUGAUGAUGACUUCGAUGAUGAAGACGAAUAGCAAGGAGAUUUAUUGAUUCGGUUAGGAAACGUGCGUCAAAGUCUCAUCUAUCACCCGUGUCCUUGAAUCCGAAAAAGAAAAGAAAAAAAAGCAUAAAAGAAAAAAGAAGAGAAAAAAGAAAAAAAAAAAAAAAAAAAAAAGCAUACCUCACCUACUGUACAUACCAUUGACCUUAGCGUGAGCGUACUUACACUAGGAGAACAAAAUAAACUAACCAUCAAGUCCCAUUUCUUCCCCCCGUUUCCCCCCCCCCCUUAUAAACCCUUUAAAAAAAAAAAAAAUUCCCCCUCGAUUAUUAUUUACAAUAAUUCAUUUACAGUAAAAAUGAAAAAAAAACCGCGCGAUUAAUUGACAAUUAUUUUAAAGGAAGCAAAGAAAAAAAAAAAUAAUAAUUAUGAAAAUAAUUAAAUAAGAUAUAAUGAAAAUUGUAUGUAUGAAAGUGAUGCUGCGAAACACGAGAUUUUGUAUGAGUGACCUUUGUAUUUUAACAUAUUGAUAGUAAAAAAAAAAAAAAAACAACAACAAAAUGUAAAGUGGCGUAGGAUAGAGGAAACUGAGAAAUUGCGAAUUAAAUGGCGCUCUGAAUAAUUUCCCGCGAAAAAAAAGGCGCAGGGGCUGAAUUUCUCCGCUACAUUUUCAACUUUCUUCCUCUCUCUUUUUUUUAUCUCUAAAAAACUAUUUCUCGCCCUUCAUUCAAUUUAUUUUCUCCUCUCGGCUCUCUUUCCCAAUUUUGUAAAUUCAAAAAAAAAAAAAAAAAAAAAUUUUAACCCAAAAACGGAAAAAAAUAAUUGUCUUUCCGAAAAAAAAGUUUUAAGUAUAAAAUAGUAAUAAUAAAUACAGUAAAUUUAGUAAUAAACAAAAAAAUAAUUUUAUUUUAAAAAGAAAAAAAUUGGGAAAUUUUUUUUAUCCAAUCGAAACUUGUUUUUUUCACUUAAUAUUUUUUAGAAUUCCUUUUUUUUUUAAUGUAUUUCAUUCUCUUUAAUUUUUCGUGAGAGUCGAGAGCCGAAAUAAUAAUUUUUUUUUUUUUACGACAAAAAAUAAACAUCGCGUUCCGUCGAUACCAAGAGAAUAAUAGGAGCGGAGUCGUGUGUAAUUGAUAAAAAAAGAAAUAAUAAUAAUAAUUCCUUGUACAGUUUGUUUGCUCCAAUUGCAGGGCAUGGGGCUAAACUUCGUGCGUAUAAUAUUAAAAAAAAAAGAAAAAAAAGAAAGAAAGAAAGAAAAAAACAAAACUACGAUGUAGAAAAUCGCAUCUGCGUACCUGUAAGUAUUAGUAAAGUAGAAUUAAAAAAAAAAAAAAAAAAAGAAAGCGCUGCGAAUUUUUCUUCUUUUCGCAACUUUUUCUUUUUUUCUUCUCCGAUUUUUAAUUAUUCGAAUUAGAAAAACAACUUUCCUUCUUUAAAAAAAUAUUUCAAAAACGAAACAAAUUUUUUUUUUUUUCUUGCAAAUAUCGAAUAAUGUGAUUUUAUUUUUUAGGAAACGAUUUUUUUUGUAACUUCUAUUUUAUUUUAUAAUAUAAUUUUUUUUUAUUAAUAUUACUAAUAACGAAUGCGAUAAUUCGUGUUUUUUUGUUUCCUCCUCGAUAUUUUGUACUGACAGGAAAUAAGCGACUAUUAUUUUGAUAAUUUUAUAUAUAAAAAAAAAAGAAACAAAUAUUGUUCUUAGCUCCUGCGUUUCUAUAUAGGAUAAUUUUUUUUUUUUUAAUUUGUAUGAUAUAUAUUUAAUUAUAUAUAUAUAUAUAUAUAUAUAUAUAUAUAUAUAUAUAUAUAUAUAUAUAUAUAUAUAUAUAUAUAUAUAUAUAUAUAUAGUGAAAAAACAAAAAUACGGUCCCUGCCCUUGCUAUCGCCAUUUACUCUCUAUCUCGUCUCUUUUUUCCCCUGCCCUUACCCCCCACACCCCCCUACCGUCUUCAUCUUCUACUUCUUCUCUCUAUCGUUCUUUAUUAUUAUUAUUAUUAUUAUUAUUCGUUUUUUUGUCAAAAAAAAAUUAAAAAAAAAUUAAUAAAAAAUAAAAGGAAACUUAUCUGAAAAUGAAAUUAAAAUGGA
Messenger RNA from Leptopilina boulardi, 4028 nucleotides. Its product is annotated as high mobility group protein DSP1-like. Gene Ontology annotation, molecular function: DNA binding, bending. NCBI's taxonomy places the organism in Eukaryota, Metazoa, Arthropoda, Insecta, Hymenoptera, Figitidae. Gene Ontology annotation, biological process: regulation of transcription by RNA polymerase II. The transcript is spliced from 5 exons. The record is from RefSeq and is a predicted model, not a curated record. The coding region runs from base 688 to 1986 and encodes 432 amino acids.